Messenger RNA from Diaporthe amygdali, 471 nucleotides. RefSeq lists its product as uncharacterized. The record is from RefSeq and is a predicted model, not a curated record. The coding region runs from base 1 to 471 and encodes 156 amino acids. NCBI's taxonomy places the organism in Eukaryota, Fungi, Ascomycota, Sordariomycetes, Diaporthales, Diaporthaceae. The transcript has a single exon.
AUGUCCUACGGGUCAUACAGCUCCGCCUCGCCGAUGGAGAUCCCAUCGCGCCGAAGUGCAUACCACAACUCAUACCUCGAUGAGUCCUGCGCAUUCCCAAGCUGGCCACGGCGAGUUUCGCUGGGCGAGCACGGCAACGAACAGCCUCGGGCGACAUCUUACAUCUCAGACGAGGACCUGCUGUUCCUCUCAGAGCCCGUUUUCGCCGACGAGGAUACGCACUCAGUUUCCAGCUACGGAUCCGGCACGCCAUCACCACGCCUCGCGCCAGUCCGGCAUCUGGGCGGCGCUGAGCUCGAGGAGAUGAGACGCGAACAGGCUCUUCGCCAACAGGAGCUCAUGCGCUCCGUCAUGGCCGAGAAGGAACAGAGGCGACAGGCCGCGAAGGCGCACAAGCAGCGCAAGUCGAGCUCCAAGAAGGCCUCGAGCCCCAGGAGCAAGCUCUCGGCCAUGACACCUAUCGCCGAGUGA